AUGUACUCCGUACUCUACUCUACAAGCACUUGUGCUGCCGCUGCCGCACACGCUGGGUGGGCGGCUGCUAGCGCUCGUCGUCCUCGUGAUUUUGCCGCCUCAAUCAAUGACUUUUGCACCACCGCACAACGUCGCCCACGCAAAGAGGGCAAACACGCUCGCCGAGUCGCCUCUCUCCCCUCCCGCCCAUCAUCAGGCCGAGCUCGCCGUGGCCGAUUGAUCAUCUCCUCGGUCGUGGCAUCCAUGGCUUCCUCGCUGCAGCCCGUCCGUCGGGCCCUCGGCGGCACCGCUUCGAGGGCCCUGCGAUGCUUCGCCACGGUGCCCAACGCCGACGGUGCAGCCCCCCCGGCCUCGAAGCCGGAGCGCAGGACCUAUUUCAAGGACAAGACGGUCGCCUCCUUUUCCGACUUCGUCGCCACCUCGUCCCCCGAUCAACCCCUCUCGCCCGUCGACGCCUACACCCUACGCACCGCCGAGGUCGGCCCGGCGGGUAGGAAGAGGACCAUCACGCGGCUGCCCGAGUGGCUCAAGACGUCGAUUCCCGCGGGCAACGACAACUACAAGAAGAUCAAGCACGACCUGCGCGGCCUCGGCCUGCACACCGUCUGCGAGGAGGCCCGAUGCCCCAACAUAUCCGAGUGCUGGGGCGGCUCCGACAAGAGCGCGGCGACGGCCACCAUCAUGCUCAUGGGCGACACCUGCACCAGAGGGUGCCGCUUCUGCAGCGUCAAGACGAACCGGGCGCCCGCCCCCCUCGACCCGCACGAGCCCGAGCACACGGCCGAGGCCUUGGCGCGAUGGGGUCUCGGCUACGUUGUCCUGACGAGCGUCGACCGCGACGACCUCGUCGACGGCGGCGCCCGCCACUUUGCCGAGACGAUCCGCAAGAUCAAGCACAAGAAGCCGUCGUUGCUCGUCGAGGCCCUCACCGGCGACUUCCGGGGCGACCUGGACAUGGUCAAGGUCGUCGCUGAGAGCGGCCUCGACGUGUACGCCCACAACGUCGAGACGGUCGAGGCCCUGACGCCGUACGUGCGCGAUCGCCGGGCCACCUUCCGCCAGAGCCUCGAUGUCCUGCGCCACGUCAAGGACGUGAGGGGCAAGGAGGGCAUCAUCACCAAGACGAGCAUCAUGCUGGGCCUCGGCGAGCAGGAGCACGAGGUCAUGGAUGCCCUGAGGGAGCUGCGACGGGCCAACGUCGACGUCGUCACCUUUGGCCAGUACAUGCGCCCGACCAAGCGCCACCUCAAGGUCGAAAAGUACGUCACGCCCGACGAGUUCGACGCCUGGCGGACGCGCGCCCUCGACAUGGGCUUCCUCUACUGCGCCAGCGGCCCUCUCGUCCGGUCAUCGUACAAGGCCGGCGAGGCCUUCAUCGAGAACGUGCUGCGGAAGAGAGCCGGCGGAAAGGACACGACGGCAGGCCGCGAGAGUCUCGGCCCAGCAGCUGCCUUGGGCUCCGAUGCUCCAUCGACGAUAUGA
Drechmeria coniospora is the source of this 1482-nucleotide messenger RNA. Its product is annotated as lipoic acid synthetase. Bases 1 to 1482 code for a protein of 493 amino acids. The record is from RefSeq and is a predicted model, not a curated record. Gene Ontology annotation, cellular component: mitochondrion. NCBI's taxonomy places the organism in Eukaryota, Fungi, Ascomycota, Sordariomycetes, Hypocreales, Ophiocordycipitaceae. Gene Ontology annotation, biological process: lipoate biosynthetic process. Gene Ontology annotation, molecular function: lipoate synthase activity; 4 iron, 4 sulfur cluster binding. The transcript has 3 exons.